AGAGGACCACUUUUGGCGGACAUUUUUGAGCCAAAACACUGUUCAGUGAUUCGAUAAGGAGCAAUUCGGGCCAGACAAAGUAAAGCAGCUAUCUAAUCGGCAUGUCUGCAGGAUUGUGAUUUGAAUAAUCUAAAGUACCAGUCCCACUGAUAGAUUACGUGUAUGAACAUCUCGUUUGAACUCAUCUCAAUCCAACAUUAAUAUCAAUUUCGGAAUAUACCUACCAGAUUCUUCUCGAGAUCCAGCCAAAGAGUAUCUUUUACUUUUUAAGGGUUUAAUAUGGAUUUGCUCUGCCAGAAUUAUAUCAUAGCCGCCCUAAUUUUGUUUCUAGCUAAUGGGGAAUUGUAUGGAAUUCAAAUAAAGUGGGCUUGACGGCCUAUUAAAGUUGGAUCACUCUUUCUGGGUUUGGUUACUCGGGGAAGAAACCCAAAUGGAGGAGGAGCAGAUCCUGGAUUUGAAGGGCUUGAAAGUUGCUCUGUUAGAGCCAAAUGGGGAAGAGCAAAUCAAGCUUACCAUAGAUGAGAUGCUCCAGAAAUGGACAGGGGAGUUCGGAUGUUGGCAGAUGAGACACUUUGUGCUGACCAGUCUGGCUUGGACUCUGGAGGCUCUGCACACAAUGGUCAUGAUUUUUGCUGAUCGUCAACCGCCUUGGCAAUGCAAGGAUUCUGUGGGCUCGAGUUGUAGUCCUGCAAGCUCUGUGUGCUCCAUGGCAGAUGCAUUUUGGGAGUGGGUUCAAGGCCCCGGAGUUUCUACUGUCUCUGAGUGGGGGCUUAUAUGCGGUGACAAGUACAAGGUUGGAGUGGUGCAGUCUGCCUUCUUCCUCGGUUGUCUUGCUGGUGCGGGAAUAUUCGGGCACCUUUCCGAUUCAUCACUGGGCAGAAAGGGAUGUUUGACCAUGGUAUGUGCAGCAAAUGCCGUCUUGGGCAUUCUGACGGCGAUGUCGGCAAAUUACUGGGUCUAUUUGAGUCUGCGUCUGUUGACAGGCAUUUGUACAGGUGGAGUGGGGCUGUGCGCUUUUGUAUUGGCCACAGAACCAGUGGGUCCAUCAAAGAGAGGUCCAGUGGGCAUGUCAGUUUUCUACUUGUUUUCAAUGGGCGUAGCAGUUCUACCAGCCAUUUCAUACUGGUGCACCACAUGGAGGCUUCUCUACAUCUUCACCUCCAUUCCUUCGGCCCUCUUCUGUCUCUGCGUUUUGCCCUUCAUCUCCGAAUCCCCGCGCUGGUACCUUGUCAGAGGCAGGCUGGAGGACGCCAUGAUUGUCAUGAGAUCCAUAGCACAAGCCAAUGGAAACACAAUCCCCCAAGGAAUUUCUCUAAAACUAGACCAAGAAGAAGAAGAAAACCAGACCCAAGAUUCGACCCUGCAUGACCCCCAAGGAAUUUUUCUGAAACUAGACCAAGAAGAAGAAAACCAAACCCAAGAUUCGACCCUGCAUGAAGUUUCAGGAAACCUCCUCGAUGUUCUGAGCUCACCCAUGACAAGAUCCCGAAUCAUCAUAAUGGUCUUCAUCUGGUUCGCCUGUGCAAUAGUUUACUAUGGCCUGAGCUUAAAUGUGGUAAAUCUCAGCAGCAAUUUGUACCUGAGUGUUUUCCUCAAUGGAAUAGCAGAAAUGCCCGCCUUCGCUCUUACAGCACUGUUCCUAAACAAGCUGGGAAGAAGAGUAAUGCUCGUUUCCACCAUGUUGUUAAGUGGGUUUUUUGCUUCGGUUGGAAGCGUGAUCUCGGCAGUUUUACACAAUCCCAAUGUUGAUACUUCAUUGGUGGGGAUUUUAACAGCCGGACAACUGGCCUGUGGUUUGGUGGGAAUAUUUGGAAUGGCGGGUACAUAUAAUUUGUUGUACAUAUACACUUCUGAGCUGUUUCCAACGGUGGUGAGGAACGCAGCUUUAGGGUUCACAAGCCAAGCGGGGCAUAUUGGGGCUCUGAUUGCUCCGCUGGUGGUUGUAAUGGCAAGCAUCUAUCCUUGGCUGCCUUUGGCCAUCAUUGGGAUGGCGGGUAUGGUGGGAGGAAUUCUGGGUUUUGUUCUGCCAGAGACCAUGAAUCGCCCCAUGUAUGAAACAAUGGCGGGCAUGGAAUACGGAGAAAUUUCCAGUGCAUAGCUAUCCAUGUGUUCUUAUCAUCCCGUUGAGUAGGAAAGCAGACUGAAAUACAGAAGAUUCAAAAUAGAGAUUCCGACUCUUUGUUUCAUAUAGCCGUAUAAGGCUGAUUGUCUCAUAGACUAUUUUUAGCCUCUUAGAUGUUGAUAGAAUUGUUCUUGCCGCCUUGAUCUAAAAUAGAGAUUUCUACUCUUUUGUUGUAUCUGAUAUUGUGGAUUAGAUUUUGAAGAGAGAUUUUAUAAUCAUUAAUGUUAACCUGGUGGUUUAGACA
Molecule: messenger RNA, 2366 nt
Organism: Cryptomeria japonica (Japanese cedar)
Lineage: Eukaryota; Viridiplantae; Streptophyta; Pinopsida; Cupressales; Cupressaceae
Product: organic cation/carnitine transporter 4
Exons: 2
Coding region: 431-2098 (555 amino acids)
Biological process (GO): transmembrane transport
Cellular component (GO): membrane
Molecular function (GO): transmembrane transporter activity
Source: RefSeq, a predicted model, not a curated record